Messenger RNA from Ilex paraguariensis (yerba mate), 1345 nucleotides. Lineage: Eukaryota; Viridiplantae; Streptophyta; Magnoliopsida; Aquifoliales; Aquifoliaceae. The record is from the annotation of a GenBank genome assembly.
AUGGAUUGUGGAGGAGGAAGAAGGAAAAAGGAGGAGGGUGGUAGUUGUAGCAGGGGUGAGUUAGGCGAGAGACAGGAAGGUGAAAGCUCACUCAACGGUCUCUCAACGCACCAAGUCUCCCUCAACCAACUGGUGAAACCUGAAAACAGAAACGCUACCAAAAUGUCCUCCUCCCCGAAAGCAGAACCACCCACCACAACCUCCAUCAUCCGAGGCGCAACCACCGAGUUCUCCACCGUGCACCCAGAUAUCAUCGAGGCCCACAUCCUCACCCGCCUCAACGGCCCCGCUCUCGCCUCCCUCAGCUGCGUCUCCUCCACACUCCACUCUCUCUCCACCCAAGACCACCUUUGGUUCCACAUCUGCCACUGCAAUUGGCCCUCCACCGUGACACCACGUGUUCGCCACGUCAUCUCCACGUACCCAGAAGGAGGCCCACGCUCUUUUUUCGCCCAUUCAUACCCUCUCCCAAUCAUGCAUCCAACCUCCACAUCAUCAAAUUCGAAUUCGGCCCCACCUUCAGAAUUAAUCUCAGCCGUUGAUAUUCACUACCAAAACGAACUCAUUUUUACGAAGGUCCUCGAGACUGAAACCGUGACAGGGUGGUUCCGAUGCUCACCUUUCAGAAUUGACAUGUUGGAACCCAAAGAUGUAGUUUCGACACCAAUAGAACACCCAAAUGGUGAUGACACGUGUACGGCUCUAAUGGACGACAUGACGCUGAGCUGGAUUUUAAUCGACCCAAUCGGACGGCGAGCAGUGAACUUAUCUUCUAACAAGCCCGUUUCGGUACAGAGACAUUGGUUGAGUGGUGAAGUCCAGGUGCGGUUCGCUUCAAUUUUAGCCAGUAAUAAUCAAAAAGGGUCCGUCUCGGGAUUCGUGCAAUGCGAGAUCGUGGUCACGUGCAGUGGGUCCGAGGGAGGGGAGAUGCAAGUGAGCGAGGUGAGCUUGGAGGUGGAGGACAUGGAUGGGAAACAUUUGAAUGGGAAGGAUAGUUUGGUCAUUUUGCAACGCGCAUUGGAGGGCAAAAAAGGUAAAGGAAAGAAUCGGGAGGAAGAAGGGAGGAAGAGCCAAAGGAAGUUUUUGAAAAUGAAAAAAGAGAGAAAAGAAAAGAAGUUGAGGAGAGAGGGCACGAUGGACAUCUUGUGUGUGGUUUUUGGAGUAACUGUUUUUGCAACGUUUUGUUUCUUUAUAUUCGGCAAUUAAAGAGGUCGGUGUAUAUAGGUGGUACCGUAAACUUAGACAACUUUAGAUGUGUGAUAUUUAGUUGAAUAUAUUUUAAUGAUUUACAGAGUAAGACAUGAUUAGAGAAAAAAAUAUACUAUAAUUAGUCAACUGUUGUACA